AUGCUUGAAACUUCCAGGACCCCCAUAACUUGUAAGCCGGCGGCGCACUAUCACCGCUCAUGAUCAAGAAGUACGAAUACAGUGUCACCUGGAAAUAUCGGGCGGAUGCAAUCUGACGUGUAUCCUGUCAAAAUAAGCAGCAAGGCUGCCCUCGUGCGUCGAAGUUGGCCUCGAGGGGUAGUCGCUCGAACUAGCUUUACCGUGGGGAUCACGUCUCAGAAUCCGUAACGAGGUGCUGGCCUGAUACAUUGUACAAUCCUCAACAAGCGACAGCGUCAUGGAGUCCCAGUCUGGCGUGGCGCUUUCCCCCAGUCUCCUGCCUCCCGAGCCUCCUGCUCCAGCCCAACAAUAAUCUCCUCAACCUCGCCCAUCUGCCCAGAGCCCAACUCCAUCCUCUCCAUAUCUCGUCCAAACCUCUUCCCGAACCUGUCCACCACGCCCUGCACUUCUCCCGCCACGCUGACCCGCCUAUCCUCUCCACCCGCGCUUUCGAUACACCCCGCCUUCACAUCCGCCAACCCACAAGCGACAAUCUCAUCGAACCACGGGAGCGGCUCCCUCGUAACAUUGAACGCAAAUCCAUGAGUCGUCAGCCGAUGUCGCACCUGCACUCCAAUCGACCCAACCUUCGUCUUCUCAUCUAGAAAAACACCCGUAUGUUCCGAAUUCGACACCGGAAUCCCAUGCCCUUCCGAAAAAUGUUCUUCGAUCGUCUUCUGAAGUCUGCAGAUAUAGUCCCGGAUGCUGAGGGGAGGUCCUGACCCGGACCCGGCGCUCAAGUCCAGCAGAGGAUAGCCCACCAUUUGGCCAGGACCGUGGUAGGUCAACUGGCCUCCUCUUUUUGUGCGGACGAAGUCGGCUCCGAGAGGUUUGAGACGUGUUUCUUCGGCGAUGAGCUCCCGUUCGUGCUCUGGAGUCGAUGCUUGUCGUCGACCGGCGGUGUAGACGGGUCGGUGCUCGAGAAGAAGUAGGAUAUCUCGGUGUUUGGAAGGCGCGGAACGUCGCAACGAAAGUUGAAAGUUGUGGAUAGCUUCUUGCAGUGCAAGAGUUUGGAUAUAUGGUAGGGGUGUUGAGAAAUGAUGAUAGAGUAUUGGAGGGAGGCCCAUGGUCGACAGUGCUGGUCAGUAAGCAAGGUGGCCCAGCGCUACGGUGGCAUCACUGGGUGAGCCGCCGAUCUCCCGGGUCAGAUAAGAUAAGCUCCGCGAAUCACUGUCGAUCUCCUGACUCGACUGUCUCUGUUCAGGCCUGUAUUUAUAUCUUCACCUCCUUUCUUCUUGCUUUUCUCCUUUGUCUGUAUCCAUCCACAGCUUUUCUUGCUAGCGCUCCUUCCUUGCUCAGCUAGACCACAUACAUAGACUCGGAACUAGAACAGAAUGACGAUCCCAAAAACGAACGAGCCUCUGAGCUCCAAUGGGCUUCCCCUCCCUGCCGGAGAUGCGAAGGUCCUCAAAAACCCGGGGGGCAUGCCCCCAAAGUUGAACGAGAUCGACCCAUCGAAACUGACGAUUACAAUGAGCAACAGUCUAAAACCUAUGCCGGCCGUGGAGGACUUAGUCUUUGGCCAGACAAUGACAGACCAUAUGCUCAUCAUGCACUACGAGCCCGAGAACGGAUGGUCAGCACCUGAGAUCAAGCCUUAUGGCCCGCUGAGCAUCGAUCCGGCGAGCUCGUGUUUGCAAUACUGUCCGAACGUGUUUGAGGGUAUGAAGGCCUAUCUCGGCGCAGAUGGUAAACCCCGUCUGUUCCGCCCAGAACUCAACAUGAAGCGCCUCGAAGGCUCCGCAGCCCGUAUGGCUCUCCCCCCCUUCGACUCCUCCGCGCUUCUCGUCCUCAUCAAACGUCUCGUCCAACUCGAAUCCCGCUGGAUCCCCAAACCCAAAGGCUCCUCCCUCUACAUCCGUCCCACCCUCAUCGGCACACGCGCCGCCCUCGGCGUCACCGCCUCCACCCACGCCACUCUCUUCGUCAUCCUCUCCCCCACCGGGCCUUACUUCAAAUCCAGCACAACCAAGGGCAUAUCCUUGCUUGCGGUGGGGGAACAUGUGAGGUCGUGGCCAGGUGGACAUGGAGGGUUCAAGUUGGGGUUGAAUUAUGCGCCUGGGUUUAGUCCGCAGAGGAUGGCGAUUGAGAAGGGAUAUCAGCAGGUAUUGUGGUUGAUUGGAGAGAAUAUUACGGAGGCGGGGGCUAUGAAUUUCUUUAUCGUCGUGAAACGAGAUGACGGUGGCCUGGAUAUCAUCACCCCCCCUCUCGACGGCACCAUCCUCCCCGGCAUAACCCGCGCCUCCGUCCUCUCCCUCCUCGCCGCGCACCCCACCUCCACCUCCCUCCCCGAACUCUCCAACGCGCUCAAAAUCCACCUCCACGAGCGCCCCAUCUCCAUGCCGGAACUCUACGCCUACUCCUCCACCGGCCGCCUCCUCGAAGCGUUCUGCGCCGGCACGGCGGUGGUCGUCACUGCCGUGGCGCGAAUCGGUUGGAGCGGAAAGGGAGGGGAGGAGGGGUUGGGCGAUGUGGUGUUGCCGGAGUAUAGGGAUAAGAGGGGAGGGGGGGAGACGAGGCCGAUGGGACCGGUGGCGAGUGCGCUUUAUGAGAGGUUGGUGGAUGUGCAGCAUGGGAGGGUGGAGUGGCAGGGGUGGAGUGUGCUUUGUGAGUAGGGCGGGUGGUAGGACGUGGAUAGGUAUAUAGUUAUAGUGGAGUCAAAAAGUGUACGUACUUGUGUAUGUACUGGAUGAGCUGUUUGUACGAAGUUCCUACAGAUACAGUUGCUUUUCGCAAUGAAAUCAGUGGACGAGGGCG
Molecule: messenger RNA, 2796 nt
Organism: Stereum hirsutum FP-91666 SS1
Lineage: Eukaryota; Fungi; Basidiomycota; Agaricomycetes; Russulales; Stereaceae
Product: branched-chain amino acid aminotransferase II
Exons: 8
Coding region: 1374-2654 (426 amino acids)
Biological process (GO): L-leucine biosynthetic process; L-valine biosynthetic process
Cellular component (GO): mitochondrion
Molecular function (GO): branched-chain-amino-acid:2-oxoglutarate transaminase activity
Source: RefSeq, a predicted model, not a curated record